Messenger RNA from Frankliniella occidentalis (western flower thrips), 3239 nucleotides. RefSeq names its product glutamate-gated chloride channel-like. Gene Ontology annotation, molecular function: neurotransmitter receptor activity; chloride channel activity; transmembrane signaling receptor activity. Gene Ontology annotation, cellular component: neuron projection; membrane; synapse. The transcript is spliced from 8 exons. Bases 359 to 1255 code for a protein of 298 amino acids. The record is from RefSeq and is a predicted model, not a curated record. Gene Ontology annotation, biological process: nervous system process; signal transduction; chloride transmembrane transport. NCBI's taxonomy places the organism in Eukaryota, Metazoa, Arthropoda, Insecta, Thysanoptera, Thripidae.
AGUCCAGGCGGGUCCGUCGCUGCACGCGCACGUAGGCACGCACGCGCACGCACGCACGCACGCACGCGGCCACGCACGGCGCACGACCCGGAGACGGUUUGUCUCCUCCGCCCAGGUGCCGGGACCCCGCGGCCGGGAGCAGCACCAGGAGGGCGUCGUCACCCCGCGCGAGGACCCGUGACGACGUCCCGCGGCUGCAUUUGGUGGACGCUCCCCGCAGCGAGUAACGAGCAGCGUCCGGCCUCGGCGUGACGGCGGCAGGCGCGGAGUGGCGCGGGGUGGCGGAGCGUGGCGCGGCGCCCGCGAGAUGUCGCCCCGCUAGGGCCUGCGGCAGCCUGAGGCCGGCCUGAGGCUCGCCAUGGGGACGCUGCGCCUGCUGCUGCUGCUCACCCUCGUGGCGCGCGCGCGCCCGGCCCGUGCCGCCGACAACCCGGACACCUGCGCCAGCACUGGAAAUUGCACUGGGGAUACGCCGAGUUCAACAAUUUCACCGGGCACCGCGAAGAUGGCCCAGCUGCAGAUCCUGGACACGCUGCUCACCAACUACGACCGCCGGAGCACUCCCACCAACCAUCUGAUUCGUAAUCUUAAAAACCUUUUCAAUGCAAUUUUCUUACGUGUUUUUAAAAACUAUUUUGUUGUGACAGGGAACUACAGCUGCCUGGUGGCUUCCUUUUACCUUUCGCGGUCCGUGGGCUUCCAUCUGGUGCAGAGCUACCUCCCCACCAUCCUCAUCGUUGUCAUAUCGUGGGUGUCCUUCUGGAUGGACGUGGAUUCGGUGCCGGGCCGGACGACCCUCGGCGUCACCACACUCCUCGCCGUGUCAUCGCAGUCCUCGGGUAUCCAGAGUGGGCUGCCCCAAGUGAGCUACGUCAAGGCCAUCGACGUGUGGAUGGGCACGUGCACAGCGUUCGUCUUCUGUGCGCUACUCGAGUUCACCUUCGUCAACUACAUGUUCCGGAAGCCGCCGCCCGGGGAGGCGAUGCACUACAAGUCGAAUAAGCGCAAGAACCUCGCGGGCGCAGAGAAUGGCGAGGCGGGGACUCCCUCCAACAAGGGCCUCCCCGACGGCGACGUGGUGCCGGAAGCGGUCGCUCUCACCCCGGCUGGCCUCCACUCGCACAUCCACCACCACCGCAUCGAGACGGAGCAGGAGGCGUACGCGCGCCGCAUCGACGAGAUCUGCCGCGUGGGCUUCCCCGCCGUGUUCGCCGUGUUCAACGCCAUGUACUGGUCCUACUACCUGCAGGGGUAGGGACACAGCAGCCCGCCCUCACGCCAGAACACGAGGACAUAUAAAAAAAGUGCCCGCGUUCAGUUGUUAGAUGAUAUAUUCUAUUUUUGUUGUUGUCUCCGUAUGUGACCACAGAAAACUAUAGUGACUGAGGUGAUCCGUGGCGCCUGCCGGUCGGGAGCCACACGACGUCGUCUCCAAGAGAAUGCGCGCGUGACGCGUGCAAAAAAGAGAACUCUAUUUAAUCUAGUCUUAGCUGUAACGACGACCAAAAGAAGAGGACAGGUGGGGAGGGAGAUGGGGGCCAACGAGUUGUUGUGGCACGUGCCAGUGCAGUGCCGGACACUCCCAGCCGGCAGCGUGGAGCUCCCCUACAAACGCCCUCCUGCGGACGCUGGCCGAGUUCACCUUUGUGAGUUAGAGACUCCGACUUUGUUCGUUUGCGACACACACGUCCCCACGCGUCUGCCGUUUGUUCGGUGAGUCGCAUAAUGGUGUUGCUUGUGGGUUGGGGUACUGGCUUGGAACUAGAGUCGGGAGGAGAGAAGAGGCCUUGCUCAUCGGUGAGAAUACAAAGCUGUGUGAUAUUUGUAGAAAAGCAUAUUUCAAGUUUGUGAGUAAUAUUAAAUUAUCGAUAUUACUAAACUGGAUAUUUUUGCAAAAAUAAUGAUUUAUGGGGGGUCCAUCGGCCUCUACAAAAAACAUUCAUUAAAAUCUACGAAGGAUCUGUAUAGUGUAUUUCGACUAACGGAGGAAGAAGAAGAGCGGAUAGAACAUACAUAAACGUUACCGAUUGGCCGAGAGCUUCCCGCCUCUACGUCACGCCAGAAGUGGGGGUAAGCGUUCGGCCAAUCAGGAAACUUUAUGUUCUACCCGCUAUUCUUCUUCCUCCGUUAGUCUUAAUACACUAUAUUUUGAUAUUUUAUGAUUUUGAUCUUGAUGUUUAGACUUAUAAUGAAAAAUUCAAUUGCUGGUAAAAUGUUUUCAGAUUCUUAACUAAGUUAGGUAGAUGCAGUAAUUACAAGAAACCACAUCACUUGGAAACUUUCUCUAUACUCCCAUGUUAUUUAAAACAAUAGUUCAACUGCUCUUUAAAUUUUAAUGGCAGCUUAAAGUACUCAAAUGUAUCAAUUCAAACAAUUGAUUGCAUACAUAAACCAAAAUAAUCAUUUCAGCAUCUUUAUGCAUUUUGUGUUUUUGUUUGUCCUUACUUACAGUCCAAGAACAUGUCAAAUAAAAUAAUAUGUGUAAAUGCCGUCAGAUUUCAGAAGGGGAUUGAAAAUGUUAAAGAUAUUUUGAUGUCAAAGUUUUGUACGCUGUUAAAAUAAGUUUGAUGAUGGGGCAAUAAUAUUGACAGAUAAUCAGAACAAAUGGGGAAGGGGAAAUUCACUUCAGUAUUUAAAGCAACCCCUAUUUUCAGCGAAAAUGUGUCAUAUUCAAUUUAGAUUAGCUCUUUCAUUUAUUUUUUAAAUUUGAUUUUUUUUUUAACCAUAUAGACGUCCCAGAGAUGUCCCGCAAGCACUAUAGUGAAUUGCAAUAUCACGAGGUUGGGGGUCAAAACAAUGGCCUUCACUGUCAGUGAUGGUAGUUUGUACUAUCAGUUAGUUUGGGGCGCAGCAAGUGCUCUUGUAAAUCUUGUGCAUACAUUUUUCUGUACUUAAGUAGCUUAAGCCCACUGAAAAAACAACGCACGAAACUAAAACACACUGUAGCUAAGGACCAAUUUCAGUUAUGUUUGUACAUACGAGAAUACUUUGCAGUCCUGGAAUUAACUUGCUUUUGAUAAAUGAUUGUAUCAAGACUCUUUACUAAACAAUUAAAUCAGUGCCUGAUUGCUCUUGAUUGUCAACCAGAAUGUUUGUAUGUUCUGCCUUUCUUUUUGCCUAAACUGUUCAUAAAUGAAAACAAGGACCUCUUCCUUCCCCUUUCCUUGCACUCUUGAGACAAACUAGACAGAGAGAAAAGGUUGUUUUAACUGGCUGAAUUAAAAGUUUGACUCAUUUUA